Messenger RNA from Anguilla anguilla (European eel), 2282 nucleotides. RefSeq names its product selenoprotein U 1a (gene selenou1a). Lineage: Eukaryota; Metazoa; Chordata; Actinopteri; Anguilliformes; Anguillidae. The transcript is spliced from 6 exons. The record is from RefSeq and is a predicted model, not a curated record.
CGCAACAAUUACACUUCCUGGUUAGGAGGUGCUCCCCAUAGGUUUCUAUUGGUCUCGCUGUCUCUGCAAGUUGCAUGAAGAUUUAACAGCCCAUUCAUUUGCAGAAUUCUUCGAGCUAUCGGGUACGACUGAUUUUCCUAGCGCAACGAAUCCAUUCUUCAGGAUCUAAUCGUAACCCUGCAGUGAAAGCUGCCUAGGGCUAUCUACAUUACGAAAAGAGUGGGGUUCGACUACGGGUCAACUCAAGUGCACACGAGUUAUAGUUCUGCUGUCCUUGCAGGUGCUGAAGGGCAAGCUCUUGGCGAUGGGCAUGCUAUCCCUGGGCCUGGGUGCAGUUGGCGUGGCCAUUGCCGGGGUCUUCCUCGCCAACACGGAUUUCUGCUUGACUGGUGCAGAACAGGCCACUUUGGAGUACCUGGAGAACGCCGACCUGAAAACUAUUGGAGACGAGGAGAAGAUGUUCAAAGCCGGGACUCUGUGGGAGAAGUCUGGGGCAGUGGUCGUGGCUGUCCGGCGGCCUGGAUGAUUUUUGUGCAGAGAGGAGGCCUCUAGGCUGUCCUCUCUGAAGCCCCAGCUGGAGGAGCUGGGAGUCCCUCUGUUUGCCUUGGUGAAGGAGCACAUAGGCACACAGAUUCAGGACUUCAGACCACACUUCGCUGGGGACAUCUUCCUGGAUGAGCAGCAAAUCUUCUAUGGUCCUCAGCAGAGGAAAAUGGGGGGGUUGGGCUUCAUCCGGCUGGGCGUGUGGCUGAACUUCUUUCGGGCAUGGAAGGCAGGUUACCAGGGCAACAUGGAAGGGGAGGGCUUUGUUCUUGGCGGAGUCUUUGUCAUUGGAGCAGGGAAACAGGGAAUUCUGCUGGAACACCGGGAGAAGGAGUUUGGGAAUAUUGUUAGCAGCGAGGUCGUUCUUGAUGCAGUGAAGAAGAUCCAGAAGAUAGAUUAACUUUAUUAGAAAUGUAUGAAGUGAGAUGAGCUCUCCCAAGGUGCUGACAGUUCCUCAGAUCACAAGCAACCUGACAAACAUUAACCAGGACUUUGACAGGACUGGGCGAUUGUAUGUGAGAUUCCAUUUGUAACAACUGCAACAAAAACGUUCAACUAGUUUCCUGGCAAACUGAGCCCUUACUUGUUUUACGAAGGUAGUUUUCUCCUUUUUACUUUACCAUUCUGUAAACAAGUAAGUUGUCUGUUAUGUAGAGGAAUGAUUCUUGCUUAUGGAUUGCUUCUCUGUAAUUGUAUAGUUUUGUUGACAAUCUACCAUUACGCUACACUUGAAAUACUCUUCUGAAAUAACCCGUUCCUCUAGAGAAUGGGACCUCAAACCUUCAGUUACCACAUUGAUAUGGUAGUGUAAGAAAGGUUACCACUGCUGUGAAUUUAAAGACCCCUCAGGUAAAAGUAACAGAUACAUUUUUUUCAGGUACAGCAACUGCUUGCACUUACUUUCUCAAAUCUGUUGCAAAAUGUAAUUGAUACAACAGACUUGUACACUGCUCACUCACGUGAACUCUAAUUAUAGGUGUUGAAUCAAUAUUAUGUCAAUAUUCUUUCAGAUUGGCACUUAAAUGUCCUGUCAAUUUCAGCAUGCUUGAUGGGGUGGAUGCAGUGCACCACACCUUUUAGAAACAGGGCUGUCCAGUCUUGUUCGAAAAAGGGUCAGUGUGGGUGCAGGUUUUUGUUUUAAGCCAGCACUCACUACAACUCCCAUUUCAACCAGUGAACUAAUCAUGGUCUUCCAGACCUUGAUAAGUAUAAUCAGGUGUAUUAGUGCUGGGCUAAAAAAAAAACCUACACCCAGACUGGCUCUUUCAGAUAAGAUUGGACACCUCAGUUAUUGAAAAACCAAUUGACAUUAAGGUCGCUUCAAAUUAAGAUAUAGAGGAGUAUUUCCUGUUCUAUGUGACCACCAUGGCUGGCAUAUACAUACAUUACCUUUUAAGUGGGAUGUCCAGUCUAGUAAUUCUGUAUUUAUGAUAACAUGCAUAAGUUCUGGGUAAACGUAGUAGAGUGAGGUCAUGUUCCAUACCAUACUCUGUAGGUACAGUGUUAAUUGUGGGAUUGCUGCCUGUUCAGACUUCUUAGGCCCCUGUCACUGUUGUGCUUGGUGUGUUGAGCUUGUGUAUGCAUUAAUGAUAGCCUGUAUCCAAACUCUACAGAAAGAACAGGCUUGAUGUACGUAUACACACAGUCUCAGCUGCCUGGGCUAGACAUCGGCAGUCGGUCUUUGGGUCUGACUGUGGGUAAAUUCCAUCAACAAUAAACUGAGACCUUGUUGAAGCUUA